CUUGAGCACUGGGAUGCUAUUAAGCUUUUCAGACUACUACGGCUUGAAUUCCAGCUCUCAGGAAACACGAGCAUCUCAAUGUAGGAUAUAUGGCAAAACAUACAUCAAGAAUCAGCAGCAAGGAUCGAUUGUAAGACCAGAAGCAAGGCAAUGUCCCAGCAAGCUGAGUCCUCCCAAUGUGGCGGCGUUGUGGUGGAGUUCGACCCUGACGACAUCAGGAAUGCCAGAGCCAAAAAAGCCAGGAGCAUACCAGGUUCAGCGCUUAUCUACCUCAAGGGUCCCAAGUUCCUCAUCUAUGUCAGUGGAGCAUUGUCAAUGUGGGGCGACCGAAUGUGGCACUUUGCCAUCUCUGUGUUCCUGAUUGAGCUGUACGGACGUAACUUGCUGUUGACUGCAGUCUUCGGCUUAGUGGUAGCUGGCUCGGUGCUCCUGCUUGGAGCUUUGAUCGGAGAUUGGGUUGAUCGCAAUCCCAGGAAUAAAGUUGCACAUGCAUCUCUAUUCAUCCAGAACAUCUCAGUGACCAUCUGUAGCAUUGUGCUCAUGUUGGUGUUCUCAUAUAAGCAAAGGAUUGAGCAGAUCUGGGAUGGCUGGCUUACUGUGGUUUGUUAUACGGUGGUGAUCGUCCUGGCAGAUGUGGCAAACCUUGCAAGCACUGCGCUGACCAUUGCCAUCCAGCGGGACUGGAUCAUAGUCAUCACCGGCUACAAUCGCGGCCACCUCGCUGGAAUGAAUGCCACCAUGAGGCGGAUAGAUCAGGUGACGAACAUCCUGGCCCCGCUCGCCGUGGGACAGGUCAUGACCCUGGCCUCCAAUGUAGUUGGGUGUGGCUUCAUCUUGGGAUGGAACCUCUUGUCUCUCAUUGUGGAGUUUUUCUUCUUGUCCCGGGUGUACCGCAUCGUCCCCGCUCUUUCUGUCAAACCACCAACGGCGGAGGUCGACCUCGCCAAUCUGGAAGGGAUGAACAGAAGCGGAUCGCAAGGUGAAGGUCAAGUCGUUCAGCCUGUGGCAGAAGGAGACAGUGAUGCGAGGCUCCGCCUAAAAGAAAUGACCUAUCUCCCACUGUGCUCGCGGAGGUUUCGCUGGCUGGUGAGCACCUGCAAGGACGGAUGGAGGUCCUACUAUCAACAGCCGGUCUUCCUUGCGGGAAUGGGCCUGGCGUUCCUCUACACUACCGUACUGGGCUUUGAUUGCAUCACCACCGGCUACGCCUACACUCAGGGCAUAAGCGGCUCCUUCCUCAGUGUGCUGAUGGGUGUGUCGGCCAUCACUGGUCUGAUGGGCACCGUCAUGUUUACGAGACUGAGGAAGACAUACGGUCUGAUCAACACGGGCAUCAUCUCCAGCUGCCUCCACCUGGGCUGCUUGCUCCUUUGUGUGUGCUCCGUCUUUGCCCCCGGGAGCCCCAUGGAUCUUAGCUUGCUCAUGCCCUACUUUACCUCAAACUCCUCCACGGAGGUUGGAGGCAUGGCGAACCAAAGACAAAAACACACGUCUGCCUCGAGGGGGGGCAGCAAUCAACCACUUCUACCCGACCGUUCCUCCAUCCACUGGACCAACAACACUGUGCUUUUUGACAACGUGCCCUCCGGUAGCGCGCCAGAAUCUUACAUCUCCAUUAUCCUCUUGUUCAUGGGGGUCAUCACGGCACGCAUCGGAUUGUGGUCCUUUGACCUGACAGUCACCCAGCUGUUGCAGGAGAACAUCUGUGAGUCCGAGCGAGGUGUUGUAAAUGGGGUGCAGAGCUCUAUGAAUUACCUGAUGGACCUGCUCCACUUCAUAAUGGUCAUCUCUGCUCCACAGCCACAGCAUUUUGGUAUCCUAGUUCUCAUUUCUGUGCUUUUCAUCACCACUGGACACACAAUGUACUUCCUGUAUGCGCACAAAGCCAAGAGAAAACGUCGCCUGGACACCUAAAAGGGGAGACAAGGCCCCCAAAUACAAGCACGGGAUGCUUUACAUGCACCGAGUCCGCUCUGACCAUGUGAAAUGAAUGUGUCCCUCCCGUUCCGUGACUUAGCCAUUCAUUUCCGCACACCACAGCCAGAGUCUCUGUCUCACCUCAGCUGCUUCCUCCCUGAAGGGCCUGCAUGCGAUAAAGCAGCAAACCAGAACUCAGGUGCAAUAGAAUGGGAGCAACAGUGUAUCAUGAAUAUGAAUGGUCGCGGUAAAUGCAGCAAUGAAACCUCCGGGGGUGAUGUCCUAGUGGAAUUUACAACAGGAGUAAACCCCAAAGGAUUACCGCAAUGCUUUCAAUGAACCUUUGAAAGCUUUCGCUAUGAAAGUGGAUGGAUGAUGACAUUUUUUUAAACUGUAUGUACAAAAGAACCGCUGUUGUGAGGCAAACGCUGAUGCAUUGCUAAGAAAGACGGGCAUUAUACAAGACGGUACUGAUCCACCCACUUGGAAAUAUUCCAGGAUUUCCAAUUAAGGAAAAUAAAGGGAAUUGCACAUGAGAUCGUAUGAAAUAAACCCGAAAUAAAAGUAAGAGAAGCAGCGCCCUUUUUAACGGACAAAAAAAAGAGUUUCUUCAACUGUUUUUUUUCCUGUGCAGCAAUCAUGCAAACGCACAAUGCCAGAUAAACGUAUGGUCCUGAGUGCUAUAGAACACUAGAAACUGAUCUCCAAUGUCACGUGUAUUAAAAAAACAAACAUAUAAUCGGGUUAGUCAAUAUUUUUCAAAAUGUUUGAAAUCAACACUGUCACUCCUACAGGGAGUGUUCAACCACACUUCCAUACUUUAAAUGGACCCAUCAUGACCUCACCUCGACAAAGAGCAUGAAGACAGCUACUCUAUGUUUUCAUAUUGCCACCUUACACAGCCCACAACCAGCAUCACCUCUGCAACAUAUUUGUAUCAUUUUCCUGUCACCUCGACAUAUCGUGUGUUGUCACUGUUUAUGUUUGACUGAUAUCCUCCUCAUGAUAAAUAAUAAAGAACUAGUAAAAUGACAUUUUUGUCUAGACAUGAUGGAUGUAGAGCGGCAAAGAAAACUGCUGUAAUGUGAAAUUUAUGAUGGUGAACUUGCUAAAAGUAUGGUCAAAAGCGAAAUAAUGCGAUGCUAAUUGGCAUACCCAAUUCGAAAUGAACACGCACCACAACUACCGGUUACAACAUCAAUUUAGAGAAGUACAGUAGAACAUUUCAGGUAGAACUAAAUUCAUUCACAUUGGUUGUCCUCCUUUCCUUUCUCGUGGAAAAUAAUGCAAGGUGAAUUCAUUUGAUCCUGACUCAAAUUGCUGGUGUCAUUCAACCUUCGUCAACUUCACAACAAUUUAAAAAGCCUUUCGAAAUAACUUUUAGAUUGCCUUU
This is a messenger RNA of Hippocampus zosterae (dwarf seahorse), 3310 nucleotides long. RefSeq names its product solute carrier family 40 member 1. The record is from RefSeq and is a predicted model, not a curated record. Gene Ontology annotation, molecular function: iron ion transmembrane transporter activity. Gene Ontology annotation, cellular component: membrane. The coding region runs from base 151 to 1914 and encodes 587 amino acids. Gene Ontology annotation, biological process: iron ion transmembrane transport. The transcript is spliced from 9 exons. Lineage: Eukaryota; Metazoa; Chordata; Actinopteri; Syngnathiformes; Syngnathidae.